Cyclocybe aegerita is the source of this 1353-nucleotide messenger RNA. The record is from the annotation of a GenBank genome assembly. NCBI's taxonomy places the organism in Eukaryota, Fungi, Basidiomycota, Agaricomycetes, Agaricales, Hemipholiotaceae.
AUGGCUGGCAUAAAGGCACACCGUUCAGCCCUUGAAAAAAGCCUUGAAGCCGCGCUUGAAUCGCGAGAAAAACGCUGGAUCCGGCGGCGACUCCCAGAUCCGAACAUAUCCUCCUCCAACUCACCUCUCGUCGACUUCAGUUCAAACGACUACCUCUCGCUCUCAAACUCCCCCACUCUCCGAACUCAUUUCCUUCAACGUCUCUCUGCGGCUCCGGAUGUCCUUGGUUCAGGGGGAUCGCGUCUGCUCGUGAACGGUCGUGCACACGCCGCACUCGAGGCCCGGCUUGCGGACUUCUUCAAAUCAGAGACAGCGUUGCUCUUCAACUCGGGGUUCGACGCGAACGUGGGGUUCUUCUCGUGUAUUCCCCAGCCGGGCGACGUGGUCGUGUACGAUGAGUACAUCCACGCGUCGGUGCACGACGGGAUCAGGGCCUCUCGUGCACGCGACGCGCAGUUCGCCUUCAGCCACAACUCCGUGUUGGAUCUUCGGAGGGUGCUGAUGAGGUUAAAGGAGGAGAGAAAGGGGCUGGCAAUGGGCGAGAACAGCCUGUUUCUGGCCGUGGAGAGCUUGUACAGCAUGGAUGGGACGUUUGCGCCGUUAGCGGAGAUUGUGGAUCUGCUAGACGAAGUGUUCCCGGCGAAGAACGGAUACCUGGUGGUCGAUGAAGCGCAUUCAACUGGCAUAUAUGGUCCCCAAGGCCGUGGUCGAGUUGCCAUGUUGGGCUUGGAGGACCGAGUGCUGGCAAGACUGCAUACAUUUGGCAAGGCGUUGGCUGCUACUGGAGCUGUGCUUUUGACCAACACUUUGGUUCGCGACUAUCUCCUCAAUUACGCACGGUCUCUCAUCUACACCACGUCGUUGAGUUACGCGAAUAUCAUCGCAGGAGACUGUUCAUUCGACAUGCUCACUAACGGAACUGCACAACACUUAUCCAAACGCCUCUUAGACUUAUCAGCGUACUUCACGGAUACUCUACGCCCUCUUCUCGAAUCUCGGUGGAUCCCACCCUCCCUCGUUUCCCUGCCUUCCCACUUGAGCCAAGUCUCGCACCAGGAUCCUUCACCCAUCAUACCUAUAAUGACCCCCCACCCACGACCCCUCUCUGCGUAUCUUCUCGCGCUCGGGAUGAAUGCUAGACCUAUAACAUGGCCGACCGUACCAAAAGGAAAAGAUCGGGUCCGCGUCUGCUUACACGCCGGGAACACGAAGGAAGAUAUGGAUCGCCUGAUCGACGGUAUUCUGGCAUGGGCUGAGGAGACCGUGCAAGAUGGGACGAAGGCGGUGCUUACCACGAGAACCCUGCGCUCAAAUAGCUUGGUGCUUGCUGGCAUUGUAGAAAGUAAACUAUAA